AAAGAUGCUCUAACAGGAAGCGGGUUUGAGGAGCUGCACAGCUUCCUGCCCCCCCGCAACCCCCCUGCCAGAGCUGCUCAGGGCGAGGAGGGCGAGUGCCUGGCUGGGCCACGAGACACAGCUUUGUGCCAGGGUCCUGGCAACUUCCCCUUCCACAGCUACUUCCUUGUGGCUGGGGACCCAGAGGCGAGAGCUGCUGCCCGUUGCCCAGGCCACCCUCCACCUCCAGUUUAGAGCCCUGCCCCCCUGGGGCUGGGCCAAACCCAGUGGCCAGCUGGGAUCCCAUGGGGGACUGGUAGGGCAAAGGUCUUGGGGGACAGAGGUGGCUGGGACAGAGCCCUCCGGCCAUGAAGUCUCGACAGAAAGGAAAGAAGAAAGGCAGUUCAAAGGAGCGAGUGUUUGGGUGUGACUUGCAGGAGCACCUGCAGCACUCGGGCCAGGAGGUGCCUCAGGUAUUAAAGAGCUGUGCAGAAUUCGUGGAGGAGUAUGGAGUGGUGGAUGGGAUCUACCGUCUCUCAGGGGUCUCCUCCAACAUCCAGAAGCUCCGGAAUUUGAGGCAGAACGGAAGCCAGACUUGCGGCGGGAUGUUUAUCUCCAGGACAUUCACUGUGUCUCCUCCCUGUGCAAGGCCUAUUUCAGAGAAUUGCCAGAUCCCCUGCUUACCUACCGGCUCUAUGACAAGUUUGCUGAGGCUGUGGCCGUUCAGUUAGAGCCUGAGCGCUUGAUCAAGAUUCUAGAGGUGCUUCGAGAACUCCCUGUCCCAAACUGCAGGACACUGGAGUUUCUUAUGCGGCACUUGGUGCACAUGGCUUCAUUCAGUGCCCAGACCAACAUGCACGCCCGCAACCUGGCCAUCGUGUGGGCCCCCAACCUGCUGAGGUCUAAGGACAUAGAGGCCUCAGGCUUCAAUGGGACAGCAGCCUUCAUGGAGGUGCGGGUACAAUCCAUCGUUGUCGAGUUCAUCCUCACCCACGUGGACCAGCUCUUCGGGGGUGCUGCCCUUUCUGGUGGUGAAGUGGAAAGUGGAUGGCAAUGUCUUCCAGGGGCUCGGGCAUCAGGUAGCCCUGAGGACCUCAUGCCCAGGAGUCUACCCUACCACUUGCCUAGUGUCCUACAGGCUGGUGAUGGACCCCCCCAGAUUCGGCCCUACCAUACUAUUAUUGAGAUAGCAGAGCACAAGAGGAAGGGGUCUUUGAAAGUCAGGAAGUGGAGGUCUAUCUUCAACCUGGGUCGCUCUGGCCACGAGACAAAGCGUAAACUUCCACGGGGGACUGAGGACAGGGAGGACAAAUCCAAUAAGGGGACACUGCGGCCAGCCAAAAGCAUGGAUUCACUGAGCGCUGCAGCUGGGGCCAGUGAUGAACCGGAGGGGCUGGUGGGUCCCAGCAGUCCCCGGCCAAGCCCACUGCUAUCUGAGAGCUUGGAGAAUGAUUCCAUGGAGACGGUAGAAGGUGAACAGGAGCCUGAGGCAGAGGCACCAGGUAGCACAAACUCUGAGCCAGGCACACCACGAGCUGGACGGUCAGCCAUUCGGGCUGGGGGCAGCAGCCGUGCAGAGCGCUGUGCUGGUGUCCACAUCUCAGACCCCUACAAUGUCAACCUCCCACUGCACAUCACCUCCAUCCUCAACGUGCCUCCAAACAUCAUCUCUAACGUAUCCUUGGCCAGGCUCACCCGUGGUCUUGAGUGCCCUGCUCUACAGCCCCGGCCAACCCCUGCUUCUGGCCCUGGCCCUGGCCCUGGCCUUGGCCCUGGACCCCCAGAUGAGAAGUCGGAGGCAAGUCCAGCCCCCAGUCCCCCGGCUGACUCAGGCCCUGAGGACAUGACUCCUGCCCUGGAGGAUUCCCUGUCCCAGGAGGUGCAAGAUUCCUUCUCCUUCCUAGAGGACUCAAGCAGCUCAGAGCCUGAGUGGGUGGGGGCAGAGGAUGGGGAGGUGGCGAAGGCAGGAGCAGCAGGAGCAGCCUUCUCCCCUGGGGAGGACGACCCUGGGAUGGGCUACCUGGAGGAGCUCCUGGGAGUUGGGCCUCAGGUGGAGGAAUUCUCUGUGGAGCCACCCCUCGAUGACCUGUCUCUGGAUGAGGCACAGUAUGUCCUGGCUCCCAGCUGCUGCUCCCUGGAUUCUUCUGGCCCCAGGCCUGAACUGGAGGAGGAAAAUGGGGAGGAAGUCUUUUUGAGUGCUUAUGAUGACCUAAGUCCUCUUCUGAAACCUAAUCCUCAAAACUGGGAGGGUGCAGGAAAUCUGGAGGAAGAGGCAAAAGAGUGUGGAAGUCAAGAUUCCGAAAAGGCUGAAGAAGAGCAGGCAUGCUGGGAAACUGGGAAAGACAAGAAGGCUGAGCCUGGAAGCACAUUUGGCACCAGGGAAGAGGCUGAGGGGAGUCCAGAGACUGAGAUGGAGGUUGAUAAGGCUGGUGAGGAAGGAGAGGAGGCUGAUGGAAGCCAAGAGAUGAUAAGUUUGGAAAAAGAGAGUGGGGAAGAGACAGAAGCUAAGGGAAAGAAUUCUAAAGGUCAGAAAGAGGUUGAAAGUACCAAGGAAGCUAAGGGUGUGGAGGAACAAAGAGAAGAACAAGAUAAAGACAAGGAGAAGAAAAGAGAGAUUGAGAGAGGAGAGGCCAAGCAAGAAGGAGAGGGAGCUCCAGCAGAAUCUGGAAGGGACUCAGAGAACAGGGCUCAGGAACAACUGAUUUCUGAGGGGAGCUGGGAAGUUGUACACAAACAGGAGGCUGAGGGAGGCAGAGAGGAUGAAGUCAAAAGACAGAGGGGGAAUGGGAACCACAAGGAAAGAGAAGACCAAGAACGUGGUGAAGAUAGCAGAAGUUCAGAAGCAUCAGUUGAUGGAGGAGAUGGGGAGGUUAUUAGGGAGCGGGAGAGUGGGGACGGAGAGGCGGAGGGAGAACAGAAGGAUGGAGGUGACCAUUUAAAAGAAGGGACCCUCUUUGAAGGGCCAGUUAUAGAAUCUCUGGAUGUUGAUAGUACCAAAGAGGGCAAUGCCCAGUCUUCUGAGAUGGAACAGGCAGCCUUACAGCCACCCCUGCUAGAGGGGAUGGAGCCUCAGGGACAGCCUUGUUCAGAAGGCUGUGAUGUAUGCCCCUGUGUCCUUAACUCAGCUGGAGGUGUGGGCAUGCGCCUGGCUUCUACCCUGGUUCAGGUCCAACAGGUCCGCUCUGUGCCUGUAGUGCCCCCCAAACCACAGUUUGCCAAGACGCCCAGUGCAAUGUGUAGCAAAAUCCAUGUGGCACCUGCAAAUCCAUGUCCAAGGCCUGGUCGGCUUGAUGGGACACCGGGGGAAAGGGCUUGGGGGUCUCAAGCUUCCCGAGCCUCUUGGAGAAAUGGGGGCAGUCUUUCCUUUGAUGCUGCUGUGGCACUGGCUCGGGACCGCCAGAGGACUGAGGCUCAAGGAGUUCGUCGGACCCAGACCUGUACUGGGGGUGGGGACUAUAGCAUCAUUCCCAGAAGCUCCCCCUGUAGCUUGGUCUCUGAUCAUUCCCCUCGGCCCCUUAGCUGUCUAGGACUCCCACCUGAAGGCACAGAAGGGUCUGGGCCCCCAAGUCGGUUUAGUCUGCCCCCUAGAGAACCCCAGCUCCCCGACACCCUUACAUCACCCCAGCGUCGAUCAUAUGCAUUUGAAACACAGGCUAACCCUGGAAAAGGUAAGGGACUGUGAUUAGAAUCCGACCAUUGGACAAAGGAGGCCAGUAAGUUAUCUUGAAUCCCUGGGAUCCCUCAAUAGCUGUCUUUUCUGCUGCCUGAGCAGCUACAGUACCCCACUCUAUCAUAGGCUUUGGUUCUCCAGCUACUCUCUUUAAUGACUAUGGGAGGCACUGCCUUGAUGAUUUUACCUGAGCUUGUCUCAGACAGAAAGCACUAUCUCUUAGAAGAGAGUCCCAAGAAAGUAAGAUCCUCCUUCCACAAAGUGUGUCCACUGACCAAAGGAACAUAGGGCAUAGAGAAAACUUAGAGGCUUCUUAAAAGUGAAGAAUGAAGGGGGAAUUCCAGUCAAAUGGCUGCCCUCUUCUGAGGCUAUGAACUUCUGUUCAUGGAAUCCCAGUGUAGAAGCAGGAAACACAAGGCCAGGUCAGAGCCUUCCAUACACAAACACUUCUAGAAUUGCCCAUCCCUACUUUGCUCCUAGACCCUUGGUUACCUCCUAAUCCU
This is a messenger RNA of Ictidomys tridecemlineatus (thirteen-lined ground squirrel), 4152 nucleotides long. RefSeq names its product Rho GTPase activating protein 30 (gene Arhgap30). The record is from RefSeq and is a predicted model, not a curated record. Lineage: Eukaryota; Metazoa; Chordata; Mammalia; Rodentia; Sciuridae. Gene Ontology annotation, biological process: small GTPase-mediated signal transduction. Gene Ontology annotation, molecular function: GTPase activator activity.